AUGAUCCGGCGGCACAAACGCGGCGGAUCACGUGAUGGAAUGGCACAACUGUGCGUAUCGCCUGUUGGCCCAGCGCUGUUUUUCGGCUUGAUCGCGCUCGUCGACGCCUUCCAGCAGUUGGAGCAUGUCGUGGUGGGAGACGCUCCACGGCGGUGCCGAUUGACUCAGCUCCAAGUGCUCCACGAGGCGAUGCGCAAGAUCUAUUGGCUGCAGGGCAUACUGUCCGAGGCGCCGGAUGCGACUGGUGAUCCGCUGAAGCUGGAAUUCCCUAUUUACUCGGGAUACCGAAGGGCGUCCUCCUGGAAGUUUGUCGAUGUGCAGCAGCAACCUGCUCAAAAUCAGCUCUUGCCCGCCCACUCGACCGAUUCAUCUGCCUGUUCUGAUGACUCUGGCAGCCCGUCUCCUCCAAUCCAGGAAAAGCGAAAAUCUGCAGAUAAAUCCGUUGAGCUGCACGGAUUUCAGUAUAUCGACCUGCCGAAAUACUUCGAGGCCCGCAAGCAUAAAGGAAAGACAGAUGAAGCGCCGGAAAACCCUCUGAUU
Messenger RNA from Mesorhabditis spiculigera, 540 nucleotides. The record is from the annotation of a GenBank genome assembly. NCBI's taxonomy places the organism in Eukaryota, Metazoa, Nematoda, Chromadorea, Rhabditida, Rhabditidae.